CAGUGCACGCCUGCCCGGCGCGCCGCCUCACCAGCGCUGUUGCUAAGAGGCCUUGGUUACUUGGUCGCGGGAUGCGGGGCGGUGUCAGGUGAAGAUGGUGGUCACUGGGCCUCAGGUAACCAUGGAGAAAGAGCUUCGGAGCACCAUUCUUUUCAAUGCAUACAAAAAAGAAGUAUUUACCACCAACAAUGGCUAUAAAUCCAUGCAGAAAAGACUUCGGAGUAAUUGGAAGAUUCAGAGCUUAAAAGAUGAAAUCACAUCUGAGAAGCUAAUUGGGGUGAAACUGUGGAUUACAGCUGGGCCAAGGGAAAAAUUUACUGCAGCUGAGUUUGAAGUCCUGAAGAAAUACCUUGACGGUGGCGGUGAUAUCCUUGUGAUGCUAGGAGAGGGUGGGGAAUCCAGAUUUGACACCAAUAUUAACUUUCUCCUAGAAGAAUAUGGAAUCAUGGUUAAUAAUGAUGCUGUGGUUAGAAAUGUAUAUUAUAAGUAUUUCCAUCCUAAAGAAGCUCUAGUUUCCAACGGAGUCCUGAAUAGGGAAAUUAGCCGAGCUGCAGGGAAGGCCGUGCCUGGAAUCAUUGAUGAGGAAAGCAGUGGAAACAAUGCCCAGGCUCUCACCUUUGUCUAUCCUUUUGGUGCCACACUGAGUGUCAUGAAACCAGCAGUGGCUGUUCUGUCCACAGGCUCUGUCUGUUUCCCGCUUAACAGACCUGUUCUGGCUUUCUAUCACUCGAAGAACCAAGGUGGGAAGCUGGCAGUGCUUGGCUCAUGUCACAUGUUCAGUGACCAAUAUUUGGAUAAAGAAGAAAACAGCAAAAUCAUGGAUGUUGUUUUCCAGUGGCUCACAACGGGAGACAUCCACCUAAACCAGAUAGAUGCUGAGGACCCAGAGAUUUCCGACUACAUGAUGCUGCCCGACACAGCCACCCUGUCAGAGAGGCUUCGAGUGUGUCUCCAGGAGGGCGAUGAGAACCCAAGAGACUUUACCACCCUCUUCGACCUGUCCAUUUACCAGCUGGAUACCACCUCCCUCCCCAAGGUCAUCAAGGCCCACGAACAGCUAAAUGUGAAACAUGAACCUCUCCAGCUCAUCCAGCCUCAGUUUGAGACGCCGCUGCCAGCCCUUCAGCCAGCGGCCCGCCUUGCUCAGAUUACCAAUAAGUGUACUGAAGAAGACCUGGAAUUCUAUGUCAGAAAAUGUGGUGACAUUCUUGGAGUAACCAAUAAACUACCAAAGGACCAACAAGAUGCCAAACAUAUCCUUGAGCACAUCUUCUUCCAAGUGGUGGAGUUCAAGAAAUUGAACCAGGAACAUGACAUUGAUACAAGUGAACCAGCAUUCCAGAACAAUUUCUGAGGACCUUGCCUCUUGAAGCAUCUUCUGCCUCCUGAUUCUCUUUCCGUCCACAGGACACAACCAUUUGGAGGCUGUCGUGUCUACCCAUACUAGGUCACCCUCCUCUGAGCUCUUGAAGCACUGAAUUCCAUCAUCAUUUGGGUUAUAAUAUCAUCAUCUGUCCCAAGGUCAAUGGGAGACUGUACCUGCUUGAAUGGGGCAGCUGAUGUGGAAAUGCAGAGCAGUGUACUGGAUAUACUGGGAACCAGCUUUAGGGAACCCUGAAAGCCAGAUAGAAGAUUGCAGAACUAAUGCCAGUGUGUAAGGGAUGUGAUGCAAUGGGAACACCUUAGCUAGUGGGUUCUAUAAAGAUGGGAACUAUGGAAGGAAGGCCAUUUACAGAGAGUGUGAUAUAACUUCAAGAGGAAAUAAUGGGGAUGUGAAAUGGUGCUGUUGUAGGAGAAGUGUCAUUUAA
Molecule: messenger RNA, 1808 nt
Organism: Neomonachus schauinslandi (Hawaiian monk seal)
Lineage: Eukaryota; Metazoa; Chordata; Mammalia; Carnivora; Phocidae
Gene: IFT52
Product: intraflagellar transport 52
Exons: 15
Coding region: 95-1354 (419 amino acids)
Biological process (GO): cilium assembly; intraciliary transport
Cellular component (GO): cilium; intraciliary transport particle B; centriole
Source: RefSeq, a predicted model, not a curated record